Porites evermanni is the source of this 8264-nucleotide messenger RNA. Lineage: Eukaryota; Metazoa; Cnidaria; Anthozoa; Scleractinia; Poritidae. The record is from the annotation of a GenBank genome assembly.
AUGGACUUCCACUUUCAUGUGCCAGCAGACUGUGAUCAAAUCUGUACAAAUACCCAAGGGAGCUAUAGCUGUUCAUGUGUCAGCGGGUAUCAACUGUCUUCUGAUGGAAAAUCCUGCCUGGGUGAGUCCCUUGGUAAAACACUAGUAAUAGUACGAGCUGUAUGCUGUCGGUCAAUAGUUUUCUAUGCAAAUACCCCAGGGAGCUAUAGCUGUUAAUGUAUCAGCGGGUAUCAACUGUCUUUGGAUGGAGCAUCCUGGCUGGGUGAGUCCCUUGGUAACACUAGUAAUAGUAAUAGCUGUAUGUAGGUGGUUAUUGGUAUUCUGGGGCCCCAAGAACAUGCACACGUAUCCGGAUAUUUUUGAAUCCGCAAUUUUUUCUUUGCGGAUUCGGUUUCCGUCCAUACGUAUCCGGGGAAUCCGGCGUACGAAUCCGAAACUUUUUUAAUCCGCCUUCCAAAGUGAGUGGGAUUUUUUGAAUACUCUAUGAAUCCGGAAUCGUGUGGACGCUAAAUCCAGACAUUUCUUUUAUCCGAUGACGUAACAAGAUUGAGCCCAGUUCUUAACCGUGAAUAUUCAAGCACAAAUUAAGUUAUCGCUUCUUUGUUUCUUGGACUUUUUUUCCUGCCUUACAACGUGUAUUCAGUUAAACCUAGCUAUGAUCACUGACACUUCAAUUAUGCCAAAUGGCGACUCGACAUUUUGACGCUUCUUUCCGUGUUGGACGGACGAAUUGGACGUCAUAAACAAAAUAAACGAGCGACCAAGUGCAUGGUGGAACAAUUUUGUCAGCGAAACAGUUAUUGAAGAAUAAUGGCGAGAAAAUUAUCGCACGAGCCGAAGCUGCCUCUUUCACUUCCUAUAUAGGGGCAACUGCUCAGGUUUCGCUGGACAAGUCCGAGCGAUCUAUUCGCCUUAAUGACUUUGUUAUUUACAUGCUUGCUUCGAUCGAAGUUUCUGGACAAUUCUACGCCUAGGUUCCCAUAGGGACGUAGUUAGACCUGACAGGAGUUUGCUUCUUCGAUAUUCGUAGGAGAUGGCACUUGCUGGGGUUUAAUUUCAUUUGCCAUUUCUGGGCCCAUUCUUGAAGUGCUCUUAGAUCUGACUGAAGUUAGGUGGCAUCAUUAUAAGACUCAAUAGUGCUGUAGAUCAAAGUAUCAUCAGCAAACAGACGCAUCCUUCCUCCUAUACAUUAAAAUGUAUAAAAAAUGUAUAAGAAAGAAACAAGAGGGGACCGAGGACUGUCCCCUGGGGGGCUCCUGAUAAAACUGGCACUUCCGGGCAGUUGAACCCAUCAACUACAACAGACUGGCUUCGACACGUAAACCAUUGUGUUUGCUGUUAGCAUUGUAUCAAGACAAUACUCAAAAAAAAUUUAUAGAAGGACAUCUGUGAGCAAGGAAUAUAUCAGCACAGAAUUUAAUUUCGGGGAAUUUCUGUAGUCGUCUAUUGUUUUGCUGGUGAUAAGCUAGCCGCUGAUUCACUCGUCUUGCCUGUUUGUGGACUGAGUGUUAUUCCCCUAAAGAGAGAGAAAGAUUGUCUGGCAAAUUGCUUCCAAUCAAAGAUUUGUGAAUGAUAAACUCGUGUCUGGCAAAGUUAACUCUCCAAGGGUUUAUAUACACAAUUAUACGUGCCUGAUAACUUCAUCCGCGCUUAACGAGUGUCCUUAGGUCCAUACUCUUUCAAAACAGCCGGCUCCACAACAUCAUGAAAGCAAGUGAAGAUGAAAAGGUUCCCUUUACUUCUCUUAAUGAAAGCUUUUAGGGUUGUACAAUACUCUUCGAUAUAAUAAAAAAGGGGGCAAUUUCGAGAGAUUCAAGACUUUUUUUGUGGAGUGGAUGCAUCCAAUGCAAGGCAGAAAUCCCUUCGUUUUUGCAUGCGAUCUGCUUUUCAAUGGUACGGUAAUUUCGAACAACCAGAAAGAAAUCAUGUCACUGUUUUCAAUUUUCUCGAAAUUAAGCUAUUUUCUAGGCCAGAACAAGGGUGACAGGGAUAACUUGUUACGGUCGUAACAAAAUUUGUGAACUUACGCAACAGGACGGCACAGAGGACAGCAACACUUUUGUGUGAGUGACAAACGUGACAGGGCUAUUACUUGCUAAUUUUGUCCCAUAAUCUUAAUUUUGCUUAGCAUCACUGUUCUUGCCUUCUGCGAAAAGAUUUGUCUUUAGGAAGGUGAAGUUUGGCCGAAUUUUUUUUCAAACAAGUAAAAAAUUAUUGUCACGCUUGUCACCUAAGGUUUGCGGUCUCCGGCUUUCCUCCGUAGUCCUUUUGCGAAAGUUCACUCUUCACUACCAAUUUCAAUCAACCACAAACUACAAAGUAAAAGCAAACAGCUGAUAACAUUUUUGUUGUGCGAAGGGCCUAAAGUCUCGCUGAUUUUUCAGACAAUCGUUUUCUGUAUAGGAUAGAGACUAAACAUCUAUCACUGCACUAACUUUAUAGAUAUUGACGAAUGUUUAACAAACAAUGGUGGCUGUAGUCAUUACUGUUACAAUAUUCCUGGAUCAUUUUUCUGUGGAUGCCCUGAGCGGACAACUAUGGCAUCCAACAAUUUGACUUGUGUUGGUAAGUAUGAGUUUUAUAGCCUUCAAACUAGGGAAUGUAUACAAUUACUGACUUGCAGUAUGUUUUUAAAAAGAUAGGGUCGAAUGUGCUUUUUGACUAAUCCUGGAAUUUAUAGACGAGCUUAUGCUUCUUGUUCCUUUAAAUAUUAAGCAAUGAUGAUCUCGAGAGUGCCUCUUGGUCGAGCCCUGUUUGAGAUAAUGGGAUAAACGGCGUUUACCAGGAAUCGGUUCCUACGUUUAAGUUUUUUUCUUUUUUUUUUCUUUUCUUCUCCUUUAUAAUCAAAGCAUAUAAAGCAGGGUAAACCUAGAUUAUCUAAGUAAUAGAUCUAAGUAAAGGUGAGUUUCUUUUUACAACGACUAAGAGGCAUCGUUCCUCGCUUUCAUGAUCUACGAAUCUACACUGAGUAAUAUAUCCGGAUGGCAGGAAAGGCAAUCGACAUAUUAACCACAAUCACAUUCACUUAUUUAUUUUCAAUGAUAAUAAUAAGUGAAUCCAGAUCCUUGAAUUGCAGGAUAAAAUGCACCUUAAAUCUAUGUAGUAAUUUCAAUUGACAUAACAUUAAAAAUAUAUUUUCCCUGUCAAAACUGAAAUUUUUGAACUGCCUAGUGUCUUAUUAUGUAUUUCAGAACCUGGAGCUACAGUUACGUGCGACGAGAACAACAUGACCGUUUCUUUAGAGAAGCAAUCAUUUCCAUUUUUUGAUGCCAACAACCUUCACUUACGCUAUUCUUCCUGCAGGUACAGCCAGUAUAUGAUGGCUCAAAAAUUUAAAACACUUGCUGUCAACAUAAAUGAGUGAUUUUAGUGUGUUAUAUCACGAGGGCCUUUUAUUAUUAAUAUGGCAUUAGCCUUCAAACAUUUUAGUCGUUAGGCGUAAAAAUGCCAAUUUUAAACCGUUAGUCGUGGAAAAGGUUAACCCGCAAUUCCUUUUUUUAUUCUUCAAAAAAAAGUCUGUUAAUAAUAAAAGGAAACCGUAACAACGAGUAAAGCAAUUAACCCUACCGUAAAAAAGAAAAUGUUAACAGUUGACCGUAAACGCCCCUACCCCAUAACGAACAGUCACAGAUCGGGAGUAGAGCCACUUGGAACUACUUUGAGUCCUUGAGUUCGCGAACUGUAAGAUUGAUUCUCCAGAAAUCACCAGGAGUUUCUUAUUGUUUUCUCAAGAAAAUGAAGUUUAAAGCCCAACAGACUUAUGCAACAUUUCCUUUGUAUUUUCUUUACGAAUUAGUGAUGAGUUGUUCUUUUUUUAUUAUGUUUUAUUUGGUCUCUUUUAACUGCAGGGCCACCCAGAAUUCAACCCACGUUUUAAUCAGCACCACUUUGAAUGCCUGUGGAACAUUGGUAAAUGAAACAGAGGAUGCAUUAAUCUUCUGGAAUGAAAUCCGAGUAGAUGCAGUGAUUGUUGACAAUGUCAUCACCCGUACACACGAUAUCAAUCUUCGAUUUCACUGCAGCUAUUCCAGAAAAAGGAUACUAAGUAUUCAAUUUCAGCCGCAACAAAUUUUCAUUGGUUCAGAAGGUGCUUUUUCUCUUUCUUUUAAUUACAUUGCAACUCAGGUAUUAUAUAUCGCUGACCAACUAUAAUAUGUCAUGUAGAUCUUAUUCAUAAGUCCCGACGAAGUCAAUCGAACGUUCCGUAAUCGAACUCAAUCGAACGCCAAUCUUUCGACUGACUUCGAUUAGGUUCGGUAAUUCGAACAUAAUCGAACUCAAAACUUGUUAACACUUACAGUGCACUUCUUGAUAAGGUUAACUUAAGGCGGCAAGUAUAAUGCAUGAAAUUUCUUGUUUCUUUUCAUAUAUUUCAGCAGUUAGAUCAGCCUAGUUCUUGUUGUUAUUAAUCUUCCAGCUUCAGGAUCGCCUGUUCAAAUGGCUAAGAAAGUCCGUUUUAAAGUUUGCUUCCGCAAAGAUUGGAUGAGGUUUUUUAACUGCAGGGAACACCUUGAAAUUAACACAGCCUAUCAGUUUAUUUGAAAUAAAGACCCCUGCAGCCCAGUGAGCCCUAUAUGGCGUCUAGUUUUAAUCAGUUGCCUUGGAUUGAUUUUGAAACCACGUAUGAUCUGCUUGUCUGAUUGGAUCACCAGACGUAGACGUAUAUUUUGGACAAUACAAACGGGAAAACCCUAGUCACCACGCCACAAAUAUAAGAACAGCCUCUUUUAUACACAUAACAGGAAGUUUUUAAGAUAGUUUACCCGGCGGUCGACCCAUUCGCUUUCGCGAAAAGAGCAACAAUUGAGCAGUAAAUCGUUGCCAACCUCUAUCGCAAGUGACUGUGUAAAACCAGUUAUAGAGGAGGCUUUCCAUUGUCCAUCCAUUCCUACAUAUAAACACUUUUUAUUAUUUUUUUUUAGCUGGAUAUGGGAACUUCACUUUCAGAAUGGACUUUUAUAGGACUGCUGCUUUUGCCACACCUUACACUGAAAACGACUACCCAAUAUCUAUUCCUUUAAACGAGUUCCUUUAUGUGAAGUACAGUGUGGAGUCUAGUGCUGACCUGGUGAUAAUGGCUGAAAACUGUAGGACCACCAAAACUGCAUAUUUCUACUCGUUGCCUCAAUAUAACCUAAUACAGAAUGGGUAUGUUUAAAAUAUGUUUGAAGUACCGGAAAAGUAAAACGUUUGAUCGAAUACGUUUACAUUAACACGUCUCUUCACAGCUCGAUCCGGUCCUUCGCAUAGUUAAAGACUUUCGUUAUCGACCAAUUUUAUUAAUGUGCUCUUGCAAAUUUUUCACAGAAGUGAAAAGGUCAAAACCUUCAUAUAUAUCAAUCAUACAAUGUUAUUUACCGUUAAUUAACUGUUCAAACUUCAAGUUUACAAAAUUAAAUUCGUCAUCAAAAAAGGGGUUUCAAGCUUCUGUUGGUUUAUAUGUAUACUGCAUGGUCAUUUGAUCAGUAAUGUAAAACGUUUUGCAUGGAUAAAAGGAUAACUAGUCAGCUAUAAGUCUUAGAGGGGAUUUUAUGGACUUUAAAACCGAACUUAGAAUUAUGGGUACAAUGAAAGUCUUUAGUGGGGGGAGGGGGAGAGAGGAGAAUAUAUAACUAAAUAUAGCGGGCUAACUCUAACAUCGGGACGAGUUAAUUUCAUCCCUAGGUAGAAUUUUUUUAAAAACUCAUUUUUUAACGUGUGAGGUACAGAGACAUCCAUAGUAUUUAAACUAAAAUACAUUUUUGUUUUAUAUUACCCCACUAGUUGCGAGCGAGAUACAACAAUGGAGUACACGUAUAAUCCCUCAGGGAGCUCUCAGCAGUUUAAAAUUAGAUCGUUCAGGUUCUUUAACGACUAUGACGUUGUUUACUUCCACUGCGAGUUGUUGGCUUGUUACAGAUACAGUUUUAAUUCAAGGUAUGUCUAGAUAGCAGACCCUCUAGCUUGUGCUACAAGCCAGGGUUACUCCUAUGCAAGGAAUGUUAGACGGAAUAAUAAAAUUAAACCCCUAACUGAGACCGAUCUGGGUGUGGCUUCAAAGUAUGACCCCGUUUCCUUUUGGUUUUGUUUAUAUUUCUUUACGCUCAACCUUACGUCAUAUCUUUAUAGGGAAAAUUGUUGGCUUUCUACCCGAGCAUUUUAAACUAUGAUAUCAUAAUAAGCAAUUUCUAUCCCUAAGUGAGACGACGAGAGCAUCCGCUUACUUUUAAAGGGGGCUUCAGCGACCCCGGGGUGGUAAAUAGGCGCAGUUCUACUUGAACCGCAUACCACAUUAUUACACACUAAGUUCUUGCGAUUUUCUGGUAGUAUCACAAGCCUGAUACACAGGCAACUUCAUUUGCCCUGCAUUGGUGGUUCAUUACCUAUAACAAAGUAAACCGAAGUAACAUAGCUUGAAAAGACUGGAUCUCCACUAUGCUUUCCUCCAUUCAUCAUUGUGCGCGAAAUUUGCACGUUAACGAGGCCAAGCAAAAGCACAUUAAGACGAUCUGUAAGCCGGAAAUUUUGUUUAUAGAUGCAACAGGGGUUGUUUAAGCAGUAAAAGAAGAAAGAGACGAGACGCAAUUGAGGACGAAAUAAAACAUGAAGAAAGUACAAGAAAACAUAUUCUCUCCAGCGGCCCAAUAAUGAUCGCGGAGACGGAGACGGAAAAACGUGACGAAGGAGGUACGUAUAGAGUCUUCAUAAUAAUGUUCACAAUAAAACUGUGAAAGGUUUGAACCCAGGAGUCAUUUCACAAGUAGGUUGAAUAUGAUCAUCCGCCGCGGGUCAAUGUAGUCCUGGAUAGGACUAUUAAUUGUUUGUUGUUACUACCGCACAGGUUGUCGAAACGUCAGUACUGUUCAGGACUACGUUCACCAGAUAUGAAAAUCAUACUCAACCUACUUAUGAUAUGUUCACAAUAAUUUGUAAGUGAAAGAGGGAAGGUCGGCAACCAAUUCCGCUGAAUUCCAAGUUGCAUCGCUUAGUGUCCUGGCUCUGAGUAGAAGCGAGGCUGGAAGUGACCUUGUUUUGUUACGAACCUUAACCUGCUAUGUGCAAAUCUCAUAUCGUAGCUUAUCGUAUUAUUCUCAUUCGAACAAGCCCGUGAAAACAGGAAGGUUUGUAACAAUUCAAGGUCACCUUUAGCCUCGCUUCUUUUCAAAGGCCAGUGCACUGAGCACACAACUGUAAACUUCAUUGAAGGUCUAAGGACGGUUGGUUAUACAGGGGCACCCAACGAAGAUAUAGUUCAAAACCACUUAACAUAGCAUUGUUGAACGUAUUUUAGUAUUCAAACGGUAGAUAUAGGCAUAUUUUUAUCCCCUAAAAACUUUUCAUCUGUUCGGAUUUCCUAGCUGAAAGUCUAGUGAUCUAAUGGGUAAUUAUACCAUUUUGUAGAUGUUCGAAAAUCCUAGGAGAGGCAGGCAAGCAAGAAAUUUUACAACAAAUGUUCCGAAAAUUCUAGGUCUCAAAUCGUCCUCCGAACAGAUAUUUUCCGAAAAUUACCGUUGGGUGCCCCUGGUUAUAAUUAUGUCGGCUUCUGUACAGAGCCAGGAUCAACCAAUGCCCAAUUUGAAUUCUCAUUUGUCGUCCCUAUUUAUUUCCUACAGAAGUGGUGGGGAGAAGUUAAUAAAAUAUCAUGCAAUCAUGAUCAUGUUCGGGGCUCAUGACCACUCUUAGUAUUUACAAAGCAUUGAUAUUACAAGGAGAAAUUUGAUGAUCACUCUUAAGGCUUAGCGUUAUAGAGGAUUAUUGCACUAAUUGUUUUAGCGGCCAGAUAGCUGGACUUAUUCAAGAUAAAAGAACGAUCUUUUUUUCCUAAUUGUUGGAGUUCGAUAGAGUCUAAAGGCAAAUCAGGUUGAUAGCUUUACGUUUUCUCAUGAGAAACAACCGUUUUAGAUCUAGAAGAGAAUUAUAAUUAUGUCGGGCUUUAUUUAAGGAAGAUUUAAUUCUAACUUAAAAAAGUCCUUCAAUGAUAGUUUUUCCUUCUUUAUUUACGGUUUUAAGACUUAUCUAAUUAUCAAGAUUUAAUUUUUUCUCCGUGGACAGAUACCGAAAAAAGCCAAGACCCUGCAUUGAUCAUUGGUGCAGGAGCCGCUGGAGGAUUUGCCCUGAUUGUUAUCAUAGCCUUGGCUGUUUUAGCCGUUAAGUACCGCAUUGCACGAAGAUUCAUGAACAGGAACAAGGUCGGAGACUUGUACACCACCCAAGAUGAACAGAUGAGUCGAAGAAAUGCCUACAUCCAAGAGGACGACAUGAUCGAAAGGGAAGACUCCUUCUAA